AUGGAUUCUGUCAUACGAAAGCGUGCAGAGGAACAAUUUAGAGCGAGAAGGGAAUACAGUGAAGAUGAUGACUUAAAGAAAGUUGCUAGAGCACCAGUACCACCAUUUUCAAGGCAGAAACAGGAUUAUAAGAUAAAUGAUCUACCAAAUUUACAAAGAACUAGAGAUCCAAGCUUUGAAAUGUACGGCGGACAUGUACCUUCGACUACGGAUUCAGAAUCUAAUUCCCAUCUUUAUUUCGCUCUAGUGGAGGCUAGACAGAAGACAGACAAGACUAGAACGAUAUUUUGGUUCAACGGUGGACCAGGAUGUAGUUCAUUUGACGCAUUAAUGAUGGAAGUUGGUCCAUUUAACCUCAUAAAGAAUGAAAAAGGAGAAUUGGGUCUUAAAGAAAAAGAAUACGGCUGGCAUGAAUACGCCAAUAUCGUCUUUAUCGAUCAACCAGUCGGUACUGGUUACAGUUACGCCCAAACAGAUAGUUACGUACAUGAAUUAGAUCAAGCUGCAGAUCAAUUUAUCACUUUCCUUAACAACUUUUAUGAAAUAUUCCCAGAAUUGAAGAAUACCGAUACCUAUAUAAGUGGUGAAUCAUACGCUGGUCAGUAUGUACCAUACUUUGCAAACAAAGUUAUUGAAACUCCUGAUUUACCAUUGAAUCUUAAAGGAUUAAUGAUUGGAAAUGGUUGGAUUGACCCUAUUUCACAAUACCCGGCAUAUGCUCAAUUCGCUCAUGCUGAGGGUCUGAUUCAACCUGGCACCAAAGCCGAUAAAGAGAUGAUGGAUCUCGUAGAAAGGUGUGAAAAAUCGCUCAAUAGUGCACUUACACGUGAAGAGAAGACUGGAAUUUUACAAAUUUAUAUCAGUGAAUGUGAAUUAAUAAUGGAUCAAAUAACUGGCUCUCAUCGUAAAUAUGAAAAUGGAAAAGCUACUUGUUUAAACACUUACGACUAUCGUCUUCGUGACGAAUAUCCAGCUUGUGGAAUGAACUGGCCUAAUGAAUUACACGACGUGACUGAAUAUUUGAGGAAAGAGAGUGUAACAAAAGCGUUCAAUGCGCGCGCCAGAGCUGAAUCAUGGACUGAGUGUAACGUAAAAGUAAGCAGGGAAUUAACUGCAAUUCAUUCAACCGCAUCAGUUAGGUUACUUCCAAAAAUACUCAAACAUACCAAAGUACUCCUUUUUGCUGGUGACAAAGAUAUAGUAUGCAAUUAUCAAGGUAUUGAAAAUCUCGUUGAUAACCUUGAAUGGAAUGGUGGUAAAGGAUUCUCUGGUGAUACACCACAAUUAUGGUCGAUGCAUGGUAAUCCAGUUGGUGAAUGGCAAGCAGAGAGAAAUCUCACCUAUGUGAGAGUAUAUAAUGCAUCACAUAUGGUUCCGAUUGAUGCACCUGAGCCAAUGUUAGAUUUAAUUACAAGAUAUAUGGAAGUUGACCUCAAAUCUGUAAAAUCAUCAGACAACUACAACUUUGAAAGUGCCGUUGGUGAUAUUAACGAAUUUGGUGAAGAAGAUUCCUCAGUUAGUUGGGCAGGUUCACAUAAAAAGAGUGGAUCAUUUGCACUUCUUUUGAUCAUUAUUGGUGUUGCUGUAGGUGGUUUCCUUUGGAUAAGGAGAAGGAGGAGACAAAUGCUCGUCCAUGAUUAUAGUCAACUACGCGCAAACACGCUAUCCCAAGAACAAGAACAAGGCAUAGAAACCAGCGACCGUAGGUCAAAUGAACAAAUUGAAUCUGAGAGAUUAUUUGAUGUUGGUAGUGAUAUCGAUAGUGAUGAGGGCGACAGCAACAAACACAAGGAGUAA
This is a messenger RNA of Wallemia mellicola CBS 633.66, 1797 nucleotides long. Its product is annotated as alpha/beta-hydrolase. Gene Ontology annotation, cellular component: trans-Golgi network. The transcript has 4 exons. Gene Ontology annotation, biological process: proteolysis; apoptotic process. Gene Ontology annotation, molecular function: serine-type carboxypeptidase activity. NCBI's taxonomy places the organism in Eukaryota, Fungi, Basidiomycota, Wallemiomycetes, Wallemiales, Wallemiaceae. The record is from RefSeq and is a predicted model, not a curated record. Bases 1 to 1797 code for a protein of 598 amino acids.